AUAUCCGCCGGAAAAUUCGUAAAUUUGACCCUUCGUCUUCGGAAAUGGCGGCUAUUUCUCCGGCGAAUGCAACCACCGCUGCUUCACUCUCCCUGCCUCAAUUUAGCUCUACUUCAUCCUCGCUGUCUUCUUCUUCGUCUCCAUCUUUUCUUAAUUUCAAAACUGCCACAGUCAGUAAUCGCUGCGUGAAGUGCGGAGUCAGAAGCUUAGAGAACCCGUCGGGUCAUCGGAGCCUCGAUUUUUUGUCCAAUGGAGAUCCAAUCAGCCUAAUUAAUCCGAAUUCAUCGUCUCCUAUAACCAUGGCUGCGUCGGCAUCGGAAUCCGGUCCGAAGUCCUCUAAGCGCGUCUGUCUCUUCCACAGCGACGAGACUAGAGAUCUCGCCGAGAGAAUCGUCGCAAAAUCUGAUUGCAUUGAGCUACGAAGCAUCAAUUGGAAGAAAUUUGACGAUGGAUUCCCUAAUUUGUUCAUACAAAAUGCUCAAGGCAUUCGUGGGCAGCACGUUGCUUUCUUGGCUUCAUUCAGUUCACCCGCUGUGAUCUUCGAGCAGCUCUCGGUUAUUUAUGCUCUGCCCAAGCUUUUCGUUUCUUCAUUUACACUUGUUCUUCCGUUCUUCCCUACUGGAACUUCUGAGAGAAUGGAAGACGAAGGAGAUGUGGCCACUGCUUUCACUCUCGCUAGGAUACUCUCAAAUAUACCGACUUCGAGAGGAGGACCGACUAGCUUAGUGACCUUCGAUAUACAUGCCUUGCAGGAAAGAUUCUACUUUGGUGAUACUAUACUUCCAUGCUUUGAAAGUGGUAUACCAUUGCUCAAGAGCAGACUCCAGAGUCUACCUGAUUCUGAAAAUAUAUCUAUUGCAUUCCCAGAUGAUGGAGCAUGGAAGCGUUUCCACAAACAACUCCAACAUUAUCCAACGAUUGUUUGCAACAAAGUAAGAAUGGGAGACAAACGAAUAGUGCGUAUCAAAGAAGGAGACGCCGAAGGAAGGCAUGUUGUGAUUGUUGAUGAUUUGGUUCAGUCGGGUGGCACACUAAUCGAAUGCCAGAAAGUCUUAGCUGCACAUGGAGCAGCGAAAAUAAGCGCAUAUGUAACACACGGGAUCUUCCCCAAGAGUUCAUGGAAACGUUUCAAGCUUGACACCAAAGGUGAUCCCGCGGAAGGUCUGAGCUAUUUCUGGAUCACAGACUCGUGUGGAAUGACUGUGAAAGAGGUGAUGAAUAAACCUCCUUUUGAAGUUCUUAGCCUGGCUGGCUCCAUAGCUUCUGCUCUUCAAGUUUAAGCUUCUGUGAUUCGAUUAGAAAUCCAGCCGCAAGUAAUUUUUAGGUUUGAACAAAUCUUAUUUAUGAACUUUGGUGUAUAGUCCUCGAUCGAAGCAUUUUCCAUUGAAGAGGUUGUUUGUUAUUAAUGUUAUUUAGGAAAAUCCAAUAAUGUAAUAAUGUUUCU
Messenger RNA from Arabidopsis arenosa, 1444 nucleotides. NCBI's taxonomy places the organism in Eukaryota, Viridiplantae, Streptophyta, Magnoliopsida, Brassicales, Brassicaceae. The record is from the annotation of a GenBank genome assembly.